Messenger RNA from Podospora anserina S mat+, 420 nucleotides. RefSeq lists its product as uncharacterized. The record is from RefSeq and is a predicted model, not a curated record. The annotation marks the transcript as partial. The transcript has a single exon. NCBI's taxonomy places the organism in Eukaryota, Fungi, Ascomycota, Sordariomycetes, Sordariales, Podosporaceae.
AUGCCACCACCCAAAAAGGUUGACAAAGGGAUCGUUUCCCUCGACCGGGAAACUCCCAUUCAGGAGGAGGUCAAACCGCUGAUAGAAGACAUCCUGAGGACAAAGUACUGCGUUCAGGGGUCGGUGUUUCUUGUGGAGGGGAUCGACACGGUGAGGGUGGUUGGUGGGGCGGGGAAGAUGGUGAGGUUGCUGUUGGGGGAUGGGAAGCUGGUGAUUCAGGGGUUUGUGAAGGGGGUUAUGCACUGGGUUGUGGAGGGGGGGAAGGUUUUUGAGGGGGGGUAUGUCAGGUUGGAUAAGUUUGAGGUGGUUGAGAUCGAGGGGGAGAGGGUGUUGGUGAUUGGGGAUUUGAGGAUUGUGGGGUGGGAUGAGGGGUAUUUGGGGGUUUUUUUUGGGGAGGGCAGGGAAGAGAAAGAAGGCGGG